AUGUCCGUUAGGCAUGAUUCUCCUUGUUCGUCUUUCUUGCCACGUCACUAUGUCAAGGCAGAAAUCGAAACCAUCCAGAGCAUCCAACGGGCCCGGGCUUGUUUCAAUCUGUACUCAAGUUUCCUUCCGCCCUUGAUUCUUGCCACCCAAGCAUGCAAACGCGAACUCUCCUUCUAUACGACUGAGCAACUGGGGAGGAUCACGAAGAGAUCCGCGAAGGGCAACAAAUCACGGUCAACUCGACUUGAAAGCUCUUCGAACUUCGAAGUCGUCGACAAACUCAAGGAACCUUUGAAGAAGAAUAUCCGAGUCGAGCCAGCACUCAGCUUCCUCCCAGAAAAGCGUCGUCGAUCAAGCGGUGGAGCUCAGGCAGUCAGUGCCGUCGCCAACGAGGACAAUGAUUCCGAUUUCGAUUUGGUUGACGAUGAGAAUGACGACGAUUAG
This is a messenger RNA of Coprinopsis cinerea okayama7#130, 444 nucleotides long. RefSeq lists its product as hypothetical. The coding region runs from base 1 to 444 and encodes 147 amino acids. The record is from RefSeq and is a predicted model, not a curated record. The transcript has 5 exons. Lineage: Eukaryota; Fungi; Basidiomycota; Agaricomycetes; Agaricales; Psathyrellaceae.